Messenger RNA from Dichotomopilus funicola, 2091 nucleotides. RefSeq lists its product as uncharacterized. The transcript has 2 exons. The record is from RefSeq and is a predicted model, not a curated record. Bases 1 to 2091 code for a protein of 696 amino acids. Lineage: Eukaryota; Fungi; Ascomycota; Sordariomycetes; Sordariales; Chaetomiaceae.
AUGGUCCCCGAGUCAGAGACGAAGACUAACGGCGAUGCUAAUUCCGACGAAGAGAGCGGGAGCGAUGAGGAUGAGGAUAGCGGGGAGGAAGAAGGGGAGGAGGGCGCGCAAACAAACGGCGAUGACAAGGAUGAGGCCAAGACAAAUGGAGAGACCAAAGUUAAUGGUGAAACCAACGGUGAAGCCAACGGUGAAGCCGGUGAGCCGGAGGACUUGACCAUGAAGUGCGAGAUCAAGCACCUCGACAAGCGGUAUGACGAUGACGACGAGACGUACUUUUGCGAGCGCAAGACCGAGGUCCAGAAGCCGAAGCAAAAGGACUGGUGGCGCAUGUUUGCGUUCUGCCUCGUCCGCGUCUACGACUCUGAUGGCGAGCUGGAGGACACCACGCUCUACGUCAACCCGCAGCCAUUACGCCAGCUGCUCUUCGACAUUAUCGGUGCCUAUCCCGGCGACCCAAUCGAUGUGGACGACGUCAAAAUCGCCGCGCCAUACCACUCGCUCUUCUACUAUCGCAAGCAGCUUGAGGAGGAAGGCGCCAAGCGUUUCGCUGAUGACACCGAGUCCCUUGACCAGCUCAAGCUUCUCAGUAACUGGAUCAACACCCACUUUGAGCUCGACAUCGCUGCUUACGACCGGUGCGUCACGCAAGGGCAAAAGGUGAUCCACUACGACCGACUCUGGACUCUGUUCCCCCCCGGAACUAUCGCGUACUGCAAGCUGCUCUCGCAAAACCGCGCUUUCCGCGUCAACGACGCCUACUAUGAUAAUAACGAGGUCAACCCGGGUCUCACCUUGCAAAGUGAAUUCAUCGACUUCGAUGGCGACCGCCUGGGUACGCGAAUUCUCGAGCUGGGCGUGCCCAAAUUUUCCGGCACCCGUGAGCUCAACGACCUCAACAUCGUGCCAAUCGACCUGCUUGGCGACGCUGCGGACGUGCGUGAGGAAUUGCUCGCGCGGGGCCGCAGAUUCGAGGGCUACAUUGGCCAGCACUACCUCGCAUACGACGGGAUUGCGAUUAAGAAGACACCUGAAGGGUACGCGCGAUUUACGGUCAACGGGCGAGUCAUGAUUGAUUGCAAGACAGCGCACCGGCUGGAGCCGAACACGGCGUUCUUUGUCAAGAGCCUGACCAACGAGCCAUCCAAGAUGGAGCGCAGCCGGAAGCGGGCACAGGCAGACCUGACGUUUGCCGGGGCGGACGGCAAGAAAAAGUUCGACAAGCUGUCGGAUGACAAUGCGAUGCUGACCAACGCAACGGUGCGCGGCUACUCGUUCACCACGAAGCAGUUCCUCGAGUUCUUCGUGGAGGACCUAGCAGAGAUAGAGUGGAACAGCAAAUGCUUUGAUGAGCUGGUGCUGGACCCGGCGAUCAAGAAGACGGUACAGGCGCUGGUGUCGAUGCACUCCCAGAAACGUGAGAGUUUUGACGACAUCGUCAAGGGGAAGGGCAUGGGGCUGGUGUGUGUGCUGCACGGCCCGCCGGGCGUGGGCAAGACGUUGACGGCAGAGUUCGGGACUUGCAGCGCUGAUCUGGACCGCAACCUGACCCGAAUUAUGGACAUGACCGCCACAUGGCGCGCCGUUCUGCUUGUCGACGAAGCCGAUGUCUUCCUCGAGCGGCGUUCGCUGCACGACCUCCACCGCAACGCCAUGGUCAGCGUCUUCUUGCGGGUGCUCGAGUACUACUCGGGCAUUCUCUUCCUCACCACCAAUCGUGUAACCACGUUCGACGAUGCCUUCAAGUCCCGUAUCCACAUUCCCAUCCGCUACACGGAUCUAUCCAUCGAGUCACGGCGGCAGAUCUGGCGUAACUUUUGCGGCAUGGUUCCCGGUGGUGUGGAUAUCGAUGAGAAGGGUCUGAGCCAGCUGGCCGAGACGGAUCUCAAUGGGCGGCAGAUCAAGAAUGCCAUUAAGGCGGCCGAGAGCUUGGCGGCGUUUGAUGGAGCCAAGCUGGACCUGAAGCAGUUGCUGCAGAUUACCAAGAUCCAGGCCAUGUUUGAGAGCGAUUUGACCAGCUUGAGCGGGGUAGAUUACACGGCGCCCGGGUCUAGCCGCAAGGAUGCGGAUAGCCGGAACAUGUUCCUCUGA